Molecule: messenger RNA, 1239 nt
Organism: Sorex fumeus (smoky shrew)
Lineage: Eukaryota; Metazoa; Chordata; Mammalia; Eulipotyphla; Soricidae
Gene: AGA
Product: aspartylglucosaminidase
Exons: 9
Coding region: 70-1113 (347 amino acids)
Biological process (GO): protein deglycosylation
Cellular component (GO): lysosome
Molecular function (GO): N4-(beta-N-acetylglucosaminyl)-L-asparaginase activity
Source: RefSeq, a predicted model, not a curated record
GGGCGGGGCCUGCGCUGCGGGAGCGGCGUCCGGUGACCCUAGUCGGGUCGGUCCCGGGCCGGCGGCGCGAUGGCGAGGACGUGGAGGCCGAGUCCGUGGCUGGCGCCGCUGCUGCUCUGCUGGGCCCUGGCGUGCCGCGGCUCCGGCCUGCUGCCCCUGGUGCUCAACACGUGGCCCUUUAGGAACGCGACCGAAGCAGCGUGGACAACGCUGCUCUCGGGAGGCUCAGCCUUGGAUGCCGUGGAGAAGGGAUGCACCAUGUGUGAGAUGGAGCAGUGUGACGGCACCGUGGGCUUCGGCGGGAGCCCCGACGAAACGGGGGAGACCACCCUGGAUGCCAUGAUCAUGGACGGCACUUCUUUGGAUGUUGGAGCCGUUGGAGAUCUGAGGCAUAUUAAAAAUGCUAUUGGUGUGGCACGGAGAGUAAUGGAUUAUACCUCACACACAUUUUUAGUCGGGGAGUCAGCCACCAAGUUUGCUGAAAGUAUGGGGUUUCUUCCUGAGGAUUUAUCUACAAGUGUUUCUCGAGCAAUUCAUGCAGACUGGCUUGCUCAGAGUUGCCAGCCAAAUUAUUGGAAGAAUGUUGUACCAGAUCCUUCCAAAUACUGUGGACCCUACAAACCACCUAAUCUCUUUAGAGCACGGGAAUCUUUCGGUGAAGAUUCAACAUACAAGUAUGGGCAUGAUACUAUUGGCAUGGUUGUCAUCCAUAAGCAGGGCCGUAUUGCAGCUGGAACAUCUACAAAUGGUAUCAAAUUCAAAAUACCUGGCCGAGUUGGGGACUCCCCCAUUCCCGGAGCUGGAGCUUAUGCUGACGACACGGCCGGGGCGGCUGCCGCCACUGGGAAUGGGGAUAUAUUGAUGCGCUUUCUGCCGAGCUACCAAGCUGUACAGUACAUGCGACGAGGAGAAGGACCGGCGAGAGCUUGCCAGAAAGUGAUUUUAAGAAUUCAGUCUUAUAUUCCAGACUUUUUUGGGGCUGUGGUGUGUGCCAACAAAACUGGACAUUAUGGUGCUGCUUGUAAUAGACUUCCAACAUUUACUCAGUUUAGUUUCAUGGUUUAUAAUUCUCUAAGAAACCAGCCAACUGAAGAAAAGGUAAACUGCAUCUAAUCCGUCUUUCCUGUCAGCAUCUAUUGCUAAUGAAGAACGAAACAAAGGCACUCUCAUGUAGACUGUUGUGUGUUCUGAAUUCUGUGUGUCAAAUCAGCACAAGAAUAAAUACAUGCUGGAGUAGCA